UUGGUGUGCUAGCGAAUGGGCAGAUAGUAUAGCUCUCUACAGAAGUCACUACAAUGGCAAUUUUUCAGCUACUUUUGAGCUAUGCUGCAAAUGCACUUUUCAUUCUUUUAGUUUUACUUUUCAUAGCAUUUCUCGGUUACUGCAUGUACAUCAAAUACAUCCACAUGAAAUAUGACCACAUACCCGGACCACCCAGAGACAGUUUCUUCUUUGGACAUUCACCAACAUUUUUGAGGAUUAUGAAAAAUGGUGGUGUUGUACAUGAGAAGUUUCUUGAAUGGUCUGAGACUUACGGGCCUGUUUACAGGCUGAAUGGUCUUCACUAUGUUACUGUGUGUGUGACCUGUCCAGAGGCAACAAAGGAAAUCAUGAUGUCCCCAAAGUACCCCAAGGACAGAUUUGUCUACAACAGACUCUUUAACCUGUUUGGUGAAAGGUUUUUUGGCAACGGCCUGUUAACGGCACAGAAUCAUGAAGUGUGGUACAAACAGCGCCGGAUUAUGGACCCUGCCUUCAGCAGCUUAUAUUUAAGAGGUCUAAUGGACACCUUCAAUGAAAGAGCAGAGAAACUAAUGGAUAAGCUUGAAGAAUUUGCUGAUAAUAACAGAGAGGCCAACAUGCUGCACCUUAUCAACUGUGUUACACUUGAUGUGAUUGCGAAGGUAUCAUCUGUCUUGAACCAACAACUCCUGGAAAAUAGUUCACCUUUCCCUAAAGCCAUCGAGAUUUGUCUAAAAGGGAUGGUGUACUACGUCAGAGAUCUCAUGUUUGAGUACAAUCCAAAGAACAGACGAUUCGUUAAGGAAGUGAGAGAGGCGAGUCGCCUGCUGCGAAAAACUGGAGCUCAGGUGAUCCAGAAGAGGAAGACUGCCAUGCAGAACGGUGAAGACGUUCCAAAAGACAUCCUGACACAGAUCAUCAAAACUGCUGCCACAGAAAACAUGACAGAGGAAGAUGAGGAGUUCAUGUUGGACAACUUUGUGACAUUCUUCAUUGCUGGUCAAGAAACAACAGCUAAUAAGCUGGGGUUCUGCAUCAUGGAACUUGGACGACAUCCUGAAAUUCUGGAGAAAGUGAGGAAAGAAGUGGACGAUGUCAUUGGGAUGAAACAAGACAUCAGCUAUGAUGACCUUGGGAAACUGAUCUACCUCUCACAGGUGCUAAAGGAGACUCUGAGGAUGUACCCAACUGCUCCAGGAACAUCCCGUCAGAUUGAUGAAGACAUGGUGAUCGAUGGUGUCCACAUCCCUGGAGGAGUCAGCUGUAUGUUUGACUCCUAUGCCACUGGAAGAAUGGAAAGAUUCUUCAAGGACCCACUGAAAUUUGAUCCAGACAGAUUUCACCCAGACGCUCCCAAACCAUAUUACUGUUACUACCCGUUUGCCCUCGGUCCACGCUCAUGCCUGGGACAGAACUUUGCUCAGAUGGAGGCUAAAGUGGUGAUGGCGAAGCUGCUUCAGAGGUUCGAUUUCACCCUCGUUCCAGGACAGACUUAUGACAUCGAGGACACUGGUACACUGAGACCAAAGAGCGGAGUGGCUUGCUACAUCAAACA
Molecule: messenger RNA, 1555 nt
Organism: Austrofundulus limnaeus
Lineage: Eukaryota; Metazoa; Chordata; Actinopteri; Cyprinodontiformes; Rivulidae
Product: cholesterol 24-hydroxylase
Biological process (GO): cholesterol catabolic process
Molecular function (GO): heme binding; iron ion binding; cholesterol 24-hydroxylase activity
Source: RefSeq, a predicted model, not a curated record